AUGGUCACUGUCCCCUAAAUGCUCUCCCGAUAUUUGAUCCAAUUGGCUUUUUGGAGAAAUAGCCAAUCAGGCGUUCAAUUCCAGAAUCAUCUUCCUAUAUCACUGGCGUCGAUAGCUACUCUAAAAGAUUUGCGGAAGUUUGCGACAGCUAGUAUGGGUUCAUGGAUAAAAACAAAUGCAAACCUUCAAAGACUUGCUGAAGGUUGUCGAGACAAAAAUUUCACCUAUAAAUCAUGCCAGAAAGUCUUCUGUCAGCCCUGGGAAAAGUGCAUUCGUGGAAAUUGUAUGUGCAAGCUGCCGUAUCUUUGUCCAAAGGAUAUGGCGGAAGUGUGCUCAAGCAACAACAAAAAAUAUAGGUCAUACUGCCAGCUGAAAAGUAUUGAAUGUCUUCGAGACUCGGAAAGGUUCUCUCACGUUGGGAUGUGCUCAUUGGGAAAUGCUGCUGUUUCUUUGUCAUCUGAUAACACAUCACAAGGAAUUGUUUUGUUCAGUUUCAAUCACACAUUACACAAAUUGCCUGUAUGUGUGAAUGAGAAGAGGUGGACAAUGCAUGAGGCAAAUGUCGUCUGCAGACAGCUCAACUUUCACUUAGGAGCAGAGAAAAUUUUAGAAACUGAAAAAAUGACAAGUCCCCUGAGCGCUACCAUUUAUGUGAACUGGGCUAACAGCACACGCUGCAGAGGGUUUGAGAAGAGUCUAUCAGAAUGUUUCCGCCUCACUGACAUUGGAAAGGCACAGACGAUGUCCAAAAAACCAAAGUUUGCUUUGGUUAAAUGUUAUGAUUAUCCUUCAGUUAAAAAUUGCACCAAUGAUGAAUUUAAAUGUGUAAAUGGCAAAUGUAUUCCACUGAAGAAUCUUUGCAAUGGCAUCGAUGACUGCGCUGACUUAAGUGAUGAGUCAUGUUGUAAAGACUGCAAAAAUUCUUACCACUGCAAGUCAGAUGUAUGUAUUCCAUAUUUUUCUUUAUGUGAUGGCGAAGAUGACUGCUUGGAUGGAAGUGAUGAGACUAACUGUAAAGGAUUGACCACAAUCAAAGAUUAUAAUACAGAAAGAAUCCAGCUCAAGUCAUCACUUCCUAAAAUAUCCUGUGGGAUUACAAAUGUCACCAGAGACACAAGCACCUUGAAGAGAUCUAAAAGGCUUGUGGGAGGUAAAGAGGCUUUACAGGGUGAAUUUCCUUGGCAAAUAGCAGUUUAUGAAGGUAAAAAAUUGAACUGUGGAGGAGUCUUCAUUGGUGGCUGCUGGAUUUUGACAGCUGCACAUUGUUUAAGGCCUUACCACUUGUCUGACUACAUGGUGAGAAUUGCAAAGCACAAUAAAAGAGAUGUUGCAGAUAAUGAAGAAAUUUUACCAGUCGAGAAAAUCAUUGUCCAUUAUGACUACAAACCUAAAACAUACCAGAAUGACAUUGCCUUAAUAAAAGUGGUUCAUGUCUUUAAAGACAGGGAAUGUAUUCCACUGAGUGAUGACGUCCAACCUGUCUGCAUCCCCUGGUCUGAGUAUCUAUUCAGACCCAACAAGACUUGCAUAAUAUCUGGUUGGGGUCAAGCAGCAGGUAAUAGAGUAAGCCUUUUACGCUGGGCUAAUCUUGAUAUUUUUGGAAACUGUUCAGCUAUUUACAAGUCUGAUUUUUUUGAAGGAAUGGAAUGUGCAGGAAAAAUAGAUGGAACAGUCGAUGCUUGCAAAGGUGAUUCUGGCGGUCCAUUAGUCUGUUCUGAUGAAAGAAAUGAAGCCUACGUGUGGGGUUUAGUUAGUUGGGGUGAAGAUUGUGGAACAUAUGGAUAUCCUGGUGUGUACACAAAGGUGUCUCAUUACUUUGAAUGGAUUACCAGCCAUACUGGUAGAGCUCUUAUUAGCAAGUACAAUGCCUGA
This is a messenger RNA of Carcharodon carcharias (great white shark), 1872 nucleotides long. RefSeq names its product complement factor I (gene cfi). Gene Ontology annotation, biological process: proteolysis. NCBI's taxonomy places the organism in Eukaryota, Metazoa, Chordata, Chondrichthyes, Lamniformes, Lamnidae. Gene Ontology annotation, molecular function: serine-type endopeptidase activity; protein binding. The transcript has 13 exons. The record is from RefSeq and is a predicted model, not a curated record. Gene Ontology annotation, cellular component: membrane.